AUGGAGGUCACUAACCGGACACAGGUCACAGAGUUCGUGUUUUUGGGACUGACUGAUGAUAAGACUCUCAUCCCCUUCCUCUUCAUACUCUUCUUUAUUCUUUACGUUAUGACCAUCAUAGUAAACAUUUGCUUACUUGUUAUUGUCCAAACCAAAUCGAGCCUCCAGACCCCAAUGUACUACUUUCUGAGUUGCCUCUCGCUGGUUGACGUCUUCUAUUGUUCUGCCAUAACCCCUAAAAUGCUUGUGGACCUUAUAUCUAAGAGGAAGGCUAUCUCCUUUGAAGGUUGUGCUCUCCAGUAUUUCUUCUACGCUUCUCUGGUGGCCACCGAGUCUCUUCUACUUUCCAAUAUGUCCUAUGACCGGUUUGUUGCCAUCUGCCACCCUCUCCAUUAUACACAUAUAAUGACUAAGAAGAAGUGUCAAUGUCUUGUUUCUGUGGAUUUAUCCAUUGGUUUCUUCCAGUCAUUGGUACAGACCAGCUGUUCCUUCACUCUACAGUACUGUGGGUCCAACCUGAUCGAGCACUUCUACUGUGAUGUCCUCCCUGUCCUUAGACUGUCCUGCUCCAAUAAUUUCACCUGUGACAUGGUCACCAUAUACAUUGUAUGUAUUCUGGGCAUGGGUCCAUUAAUGGCUAUCCUACUUUCAUACCUGAGAAUCGUAUUUGCUGUUUUUCGCAUAAAAUCAGCAUUGGGGAGGAAGAAAGCCUUCAGUACCUGCUCCUCACACCUCAUGUGCGUCUUCAUCUUCUAUGGAUCUAUAUUUUUCAACUACUUGCAUCCUCCUUCCAAUGUCUUUACUCUACAAGACAAAAUGGCUUCAGUCUUCUAUACAGCAGUGACACCGAUACUAAACCCCCUUAUAUACAGUCUGAGGAACCAAGAUGUAAAACGGGCCAUCAUCCUAUCAGUUAGAAACAGCUAA
Hyla sarda is the source of this 927-nucleotide messenger RNA. Its product is annotated as olfactory receptor 1020-like. Gene Ontology annotation, molecular function: G protein-coupled receptor activity; odorant binding; olfactory receptor activity. Gene Ontology annotation, cellular component: membrane. The record is from RefSeq and is a predicted model, not a curated record. Gene Ontology annotation, biological process: G protein-coupled receptor signaling pathway; sensory perception of smell. The coding region runs from base 1 to 927 and encodes 308 amino acids. NCBI's taxonomy places the organism in Eukaryota, Metazoa, Chordata, Amphibia, Anura, Hylidae. The transcript has a single exon.